AUGGAUACACUCAGCGGUGUUCAGCAGCUGGAGAUCCUCAAGUGGCUGUUCAUUGAAGAAGUGGUUUACUACUCAGUUCACUGGGUGAUCAAAUCAGCUUUCCUCCUUUUCUACCUCCGUCUUUCGCCAAGCCCUACUUUUCGAAUAGCGGUAUACAUUGGCGGCGCUUUGAACGGUGUCAUCCUGAUUAUCAACAUUCUAUUGGCAUGCUUCCAAUGCGUUCCCUUUGAUGAGAUCCUCCACCCAGGCACGCAUCCAGAUGCUGUCUGCAUCAGCAAACUCGUCCUUCUCAUAGGGCCUUCCAUCCUCAACAUCUUGGAAGACUUUUACAUCCUCAUCCUCCCUAUAUAUACCGUCAUGAAUCUCCAAAUGUCGCUUCGACGCAAAGCUGCAGUACUGGGCGUCAUGGUCUUUGGCAGCAGUUCCGUCAUCAUCGCAUGUUUCCGACUCAUGCCCCUCCUCGAGCUCAACGACUCACCGGAUACAUCAUGGGUGCUGGGGAAAAUGGUCAUUGUCGCGGCACUCGAAAUACAAUUUGCGAUCAUUGCGGUCAACCUGCCGAGCCUCAAGGCACUGUGGACAAAGUUUGGGGGCGGAAGUUCAUCUGGAUCGGGGCCUGGCGGAGGCAGCUCAACCCAAAAAGGCUACAAGCUCUCAUCGCUUGGCCAGAUUGUGACUAUCGGUUCUGAAGCAAAAGGACCGCGGGGAACGAGAUGGGGGAAGAAGGCUCGCAGAGGGAGCAUCACACGGUUGGAACAAGGCGUCACAGCUACUGAGUCGGAAGAAGAGCUGUGUCGGAAGGGCGGAGCGACAUCACAGACAGGGCACUUGGCACAAGAGGGCGACAUUGGCGCUAUCACGGUUACGAAGGAUUACGAUGUGAAGAGUUCAGACUGUUCAGGGCGCAAGGAACCCGCCGGCAUUACCUCGGACUACUACUUGAAGAGUAUGUAA
Molecule: messenger RNA, 954 nt
Organism: Alternaria arbusti
Lineage: Eukaryota; Fungi; Ascomycota; Dothideomycetes; Pleosporales; Pleosporaceae
Exons: 4
Coding region: 1-954 (317 amino acids)
Source: RefSeq, a predicted model, not a curated record